Messenger RNA from Trypanosoma grayi, 753 nucleotides. RefSeq lists its product as hypothetical. NCBI's taxonomy places the organism in Eukaryota, Euglenozoa, Kinetoplastea, Trypanosomatida, Trypanosomatidae. The record is from RefSeq and is a predicted model, not a curated record. Bases 1 to 753 code for a protein of 250 amino acids. The transcript has a single exon.
AUGCGACGGCUCUUGACGUCUGGGCUAGUGCUGCUGCUGCUGCUUGCAGUGUGCGGUGUAGACGCGUGGAACUUUGGUGAGUCGCUCCCUGUCACUGUGCACAUGCGCCUGCAGCGCGAGACGCCACACGCCGCCGUGGCACGCGACGACGCGGACGAUGCGGAUGACAUCAUCGAUGCCGCUGCUGCUGCGGGAGAGGGGCAACAGUACACGCGCCAGCUGCCGCCUGACUCCUGCCCGCGCUUUGGCAUCAACAAGCGUGUGCACCACCCUGCCAAAUUGCUCUUCUCAUAUGCCCGCAACGCGUCGGCCGGUCCGGUGCAGUCCCUCAGUAGCGUGGCGCUGCGCUUCCAACUCGAACGCGGACUAAAGAAAGGCACAGCGUGGCUGCCGCUCCUGAAGGGCACGCGGCGGCGGUCCCCCACCGCACAUGAGAAUCAACUGCCAAGGGACGACGACACGCUGUACUUGUCAACUGUCGUGUUUAAGUUCGGCUUCCAGGGUGGCACGUUCAACAGGAUCACGUCGUUUCACGCGCACACAAUCUACUCGGCGAAGCUGCACGACGAAAUUGAGCUUCAGUACCACUGGGACGAACACCGCGCGUACAACCCGCACAGGGCUCUUAGCGUGUGCGCCGUCACUUCCGUCCUCACCGCCGUCGUAGUCCUCCACAUCAUUCUCUUCCGCGGGGGGAAACUCACACACCACUUUAGAGCCAAGAAGAUUGCCCUCCGCAAUCACAAGGAGUGA